Messenger RNA from Heteronotia binoei (common prickly gecko), 2964 nucleotides. Its product is annotated as zinc finger protein 709-like. Lineage: Eukaryota; Metazoa; Chordata; Lepidosauria; Squamata; Gekkonidae. The transcript has 4 exons. Gene Ontology annotation, molecular function: RNA polymerase II transcription regulatory region sequence-specific DNA binding; DNA-binding transcription factor activity, RNA polymerase II-specific. The record is from RefSeq and is a predicted model, not a curated record. Gene Ontology annotation, biological process: regulation of transcription by RNA polymerase II. The coding region runs from base 1 to 2964 and encodes 987 amino acids. Gene Ontology annotation, cellular component: nucleus.
AUGGGAAACCAUUCUGUUUCUCCGUAUGCUAACAGCGGCCUCUUGCCCAGAAUGUGGGGAGGAUCGGUGAAGGUGGAAGCAAAGUUGUCUGAGUCAGAAGGAGCUCCAUCAGAGGAAGCAGCAGAUCUAGAAGAGACAGCUGUGGAAUUCCAGGGGUUCUCUUUGGAAAAAGUCAAGACUCAAAAUGCUGAAGAAAACUAUGGAGAUGGACCACAGAGGCAAGAGGAAAACCACACAGGAGACAAUCAGAGUAAUGAGGAGGAUGAGGAACCGCAUCAGGUAUCGCCUGAUGAAAUCAAGAAGGAAAUUGUGAGAAGAAAUGUCAGGAUUCAAGGCAGACUGAAAAAGAAGAAAGUCAGUCACAGGGUGAAGAAGAGGGACAAAUCUAUUCCUUGCCAAGGUGAGGAUUUCCAAGAAGUUAUUCACCUGUUGGAGGAAUCAUACAAGUGCUUGGGGUGUGGAAUGAACUUCUCAGAUCAAACCCAAUAUACUGUCCAUUUGGGAAUGCACAGUGGAAAGAAGACCCAUCAGUGUCUGGACUGUGGAAAGGCCAUGAUUACCAGAGCAGAGUUCCUUAGACAUCUAAGAACACAUACAGAAGAGGAACCUUCUAACUGCUCAGACUGUUCCAAGAGCUUCUCAGAGAAACCAGACCUUGCUCAAUGUCAAAGAAUUCCUACAAGAGAGAAGCCUUUAAUCUAUUCCAAGAGUGGAGUGCUGUUCUUGAAUGGAAAAGAGAGUAAUAUGCAUGUUUCAAAGCACAGCAUAAUGAACACACGCCAAUGCUUUCAGUGCGGAAAGUACUUCAGAUACAAAUCACAGUUCCUUGUACACCAAAGGACCCACAGAGUUGGGAAACCUUUUGAAUGCGCACAGCGUGGAAAGAAAUUCAAUGAGAAUUUCCUUCUUAUACAACAUCAAAAAGCCCACAGAAGGGAGAAGUUUUUAGAGUGCUCAGAGUUUGGGAGGAGAUUCAGUAGGAGUGGCACUUUUAAGCAACAUCAAAGAAUCCAUAAAGGGGAGAAGACUUUUGAAUGCUCACAGUGUGGGAAGAGCUUCAGUCAGAGUGACCAUCUUCAGCUGCAUCUAAGAACGCACACAGGGGUGAAGCCUUUUGAAUGCUCAGAGUGUUGGAAAAGAUUCAGUCGGAGUCACCGUCUUCAGGUGCAUCUAAGAACGCACACAGGGGAGAAGCGUUUUGAAUGCUCAGAGUGUGGGAAGAGAUUCAGUCGGAGUGUCCAUCUUCAAAGUCAUCUCCGAACCCAUAGAGUAGAGAAGCCUUUUGAAUGCUCAGAUUGUGGGAAGAAAUUCAGUCACAGUAGAACUGUUCAACAGCAUCAAAGAACGCACACGGGGGAGAAGCCUUUUGAAUGCUCAGAGUGUGGGAAGAGAUUCAGUCAGAGUAACAGUCUUCAACAUCAUCAAAGAACCCACACAGGGGAGAAGCCUUUUGAAUGCGCAGAGUGUGGGAAGAGAUUCAGUCGGAGUGUCCAUCUUCAAAGUCAUCUUGGAACCCAUAGAGGGGAGAAGCCUUUUGAAUGCUCAGAUUGUGGAAAGAGAUUCAGUCACAGUAGAACUCUUCAACAGCAUCAAAGAACCCACAUUGGUGAGAAGCCUUUUGAAUGCUCAGAGUGUGCGAAGACAUUCAGUCGGAGUAACAGUCUUCAACAGCAUCAAAGAACCCACACAGGGGAGAAGCCUUUUGAAUGCUCAGAGUGUGGGAAGAGAUUCAGUCAGAGUGUCCGUCUUCAAAGUCAUGUCCGAACCCAUAGAGGGGAGAAGCCUUUUGAAUGCUUAGAGUGUGGGAAGAGAUUCAUUCGGAGUGACAGUCUUCAACAGCAUCAGAGAACCCACACAGGGGAGAAGCCUUUUCAGUGCUCAGAGUGUGGGAAGAGAUUCAGUCACAGUGGGACUCUUCAAAGUCAUCUCAGAACCCACACAGGAGAGAAGCCCUUUGAAUGCUCAGAGUGUGGAAAGAAAUUCAGACAGAAUGGAGAACUUCAAUCUCAUCGAAGAACACACACAGGUGAGAAGCCUUUUGAAUGCUCAGAGUGUGGAAACAGAUUCAGUUACAGUAGCCACCUUCAACGUCAUCUCAGAACCCACACAGGGUCGAAGCCUUUUGAAUGCUUAGAGUGUGGGAAGAGAUUCAGUCAGAGUAUCCAUCUUCAAAAUCAUCGCCCAACCCAUAGAGGGGAGAAGCCUUUUGAAUGCUCAGAAUGUGGGAAGAGAUUCAGUCGAAGUGACAGUCUUCAACAGCAUCAAAGAAUCCACACAGGGGAGAAGCCUUUUGAAUGCUCAGAGUGUGGGAAGAGAUUCAGUCGGAAUGACCAUCUUCAAGUGCAUCAAAGAAUCCACACAGGGGAGAAGCCUUUUGAAUGCUCAGAGUGUAGGAAGAGAUUCAGUGACAGUAGCAGUCUUCAAAAACAUCUAAAAAUCCAUUCAGGGGAGAAACCUUUUGAAUGCUCAGAGUGUGGGAAGAGAUUCAGUCGGAGUGGGACUCUUCAAAGUCAUCUCAGAACCCACACAGGGGAGAAGCCUUUUGAAUGCUCAGAGUGUGGAAAGAAAUUCAGGCAGAGUGGAGAACGUCGACCCCAUCAAAGAACACACACAAGGGAGAAGCCUUUUGAAUGCUCAGAGUGUGGGAAGAGAUUCAGUCGGAGUGACCAUCUUCAACUGCAUCAAAGAAUCCACACAGGGGAGAAGCCUUUUGAGUGCUCAGAGUGUGGGAAGAGAUUCAGUCGGAGUGACCAUCUUCAACUGCAUCAAAGAAUCCACACAGGGGAUAAACCUUUUGAAUGCUCAGAGUGUGGGAAGAGAUUCAGUCACAGUAGAACUCUUCAACAGCAUCAAAGAACCCACACAGGGGAGAAGCCUUUUGAAUGCUCAGAGUGUGGGAAGAGAUUCAGUCACAGUAGAACUCUUCAACAGCAUCAAAGAACGCACACGGGAGUAGCCUUUUGA